AUGGCCUCCGAUUCUCAGGGUCCGACGAUCAUGGCCGUCGCCAUAGUGUUUGGCGUCAUCUCGGCCAUAGUGAUCACUCUGCGUUUAUGGGCUCGUGUCUUCCUGGUGAAGCAUGUGGGUUUUGAUGAUGCCCUCAUUAGCAUUGCAGUCCUACUAUCGUGGGCUUUCAUGGCCGCUUGUAUUGCUGCUGUCCAACAUGGAAUGGGCAUGCACAUUGAAGAAGCCAUGGCCCACGAAAACAACAACCUGACGCCGUACUCGCAGAUUGUGUGGUUCAGCUCCAUCUUCUACAACGCAUGUCUGGGCUUCAUCAAGAUCUCGGUAUUGGCCCUCUACAUGCGGCUCGGGGACCGGCUCCUCCGCCGCCUGGCCGUUGUCAUGAUUGCCGUCGUCGGGUGCCAGGCCAGCGGCAACGUUAUGGCUUGCAUCUUUCAGUGCUCCCCCGUGGCCGCCGCUUACGAUCAGACCAUCACCGACAAGAAGUGUGUCAAUAUCAAUGCCUUUUAUCUGGCCAAUGCCGCUGUCAAUAUUUUUACCGAUCUUCUCACCUAUACGCUGCCCAUUAAGCUCAUCAUCAACUUACAGAUGCCCCGGAGACAAAAAAUUGGACUGGCAGUCAUUCUGUGCCUGGGUCUCUUUGCCUGUGUAUCCUCAAUCAUUCGCAUCACCUUUAUCCCACAAAUGCUGACGGCGCUGGACGCAACCUAUGUCAUUUCGGGCGCCAUGUACUGGUCCGUUAUUGAAAUAAACAUCGGCAUUCUGGCCGCAUCGAUCCCGUCCUUCAAGCCCAUUGCCUCGCGCUACGCCCCGCGCCUGUUGGGCUCCUCGUACAACCAGUCCGGCAAGGGUGGUCGCAACGGAUCCUCGUACCUCAAGUCGUCGGGCCUCGGCCGCAGCAAAAAUGGAACCAUGGAACUCCGCAGCGUCGAGCGCGGCGAUCGUUUUGGAUUGCAAAGUGGGAUCAACAGGACGGAAAUCGGAAAGGUGGCCGGUGCCGGAAUGGGCCACAGCGUUUUGGAUGAUAAUUCGAGCGAGGAGGCACUCUACAUUCCUCCCAAGGGUCAGAUCGGGGUGAAGACGCAAAUAGAGACAACAUACGCUGAGCGCUGA
Pestalotiopsis fici W106-1 is the source of this 1110-nucleotide messenger RNA. RefSeq lists its product as uncharacterized. The transcript is spliced from 5 exons. NCBI's taxonomy places the organism in Eukaryota, Fungi, Ascomycota, Sordariomycetes, Amphisphaeriales, Sporocadaceae. The record is from RefSeq and is a predicted model, not a curated record. Bases 1 to 1110 code for a protein of 369 amino acids.